Molecule: messenger RNA, 3362 nt
Organism: Pteronotus mesoamericanus
Lineage: Eukaryota; Metazoa; Chordata; Mammalia; Chiroptera; Mormoopidae
Gene: ALDH3A2
Product: aldehyde dehydrogenase 3 family member A2
Exons: 11
Coding region: 186-1643 (485 amino acids)
Biological process (GO): aldehyde metabolic process
Cellular component (GO): cytoplasm
Molecular function (GO): 3-chloroallyl aldehyde dehydrogenase activity; aldehyde dehydrogenase (NAD+) activity
Source: RefSeq, a predicted model, not a curated record
CGCCCGGGAGGCCCCAGGGAGCGGGCGGGGCCGGCGGCCAGCUGCGGGGUCACGUGCCCCGCUCUGACCAAUAGGCGCGCGGCUAGGUUGCGAGCCCAGCCCGCGGGCGGCUCUUGGGUGGUUCUCGGGAUGUCCAACACCAUCAGUGCGGAGAGUCCGUCAGAUGAGUGAGCACAAGGAAGGCCAUGGAGCGCCACGUCCAGCGGGUUCGCGACGCCUUCCGGACCGGCCGGUCCCGACCCCUGGAGUUCCGGUUGCAGCAGCUCCGGGCUCUACGCAGGAUGGUGCAGGAGCGCGAGAAGGACAUCCUGGCGGCCAUCGCCUCCGACUUGAGCAAGAGUGAAUUUAAUGCAUACAGUCACGAAGUCCUUACCAUUCUUGGAGAAAUUGAUCUAGUACUAGAGAAGCUUCCUGAGUGGGUUACUGCUAAACCAGCCCAGAAGAACAUUCUCACCAUGCUGGAUGAGGCCUUUGUUCAACCGGAGCCCUUGGGAGUUGUGCUGAUUAUAGGAGCUUGGAACUACCCCUUUCUUCUCGUCAUUCAGCCACUGAUAGGAGCCAUUGCUGCAGGAAAUGCUGUGAUUGUCAAGCCUUCUGAACUAAGUGAAAAUACAGCCAACAUUGUGGCGAGGCUCCUUCCCCAGUACUUAGAUCAGGACCUGUAUGUUGUCAUUAAUGGCGGUGUUGACGAAACCACAGAGCUUCUGAAGCAACGAUUUGACCACAUUUUCUAUACCGGAAGCACUGCAGUUGGAAAAAUUGUCAUGCAGGCUGCUGCCAAGCACCUGACUCCUGUGACUCUUGAACUGGGAGGCAAGAGCCCCUGUUACAUUGACAGAGACUGUGACCUGGACAUCGCCUGCAGACGCCUAACCUGGGGGAAGUACAUGAACUGCGGCCAAACCUGCAUAGCUCCUGACUAUGUUCUCUGUGAAGCGUCUCUCCAGAACCAAAUCGUGCAGAAGAUUAAAGACAAUGUGAAGGAAUUUUAUGGAGAGAAUAUAAAAGAAUCUCCUGAUUAUGAAAGGAUCGUCAAUCUUCGUCAUUUUAAGAGGCUACUAAGUUUACUUGAAGGACAAAAGAUAGCUUUUGGUGGGGACUCUGAUGAAGCCACCCGCUACAUAGCCCCAACAGUACUUACAGACGUUGAUCCUGAAACCAGGGUGAUGCAAGAGGAAAUUUUUGGACCAAUUCUUCCAAUAGUGCCUGUAAAGAGUGCAGAUGAAGCCAUAAAAUUCAUAAAUGAACGUGAAAAGCCCUUGGCUUUCUAUGUAUUUUCUCGUAACAAUAAGCUUAUCCGACGGAUGAUCGACAGCACGUCCAGCGGCGGUGUCACAGCCAAUGACGUGGUCGUGCACUUCAUACUCAGCUCUCUGCCCUUCGGAGGCGUGGGUUCGAGCGGAAUGGGAGUUUAUCACGGAAAAUAUACUUUCGAUACUUUAUCUCAUUAUCGUGCCUGUUUGUUAAAGAGUUUAAAGACAGAAAGCACUAACAAACUCAGAUAUCCUCCCAACAGCCAGUCAAAGGUGAACUGGGCAAAGUUUUUCCUGUUGAGACGGUUCAACAAAGAGAAGCUCGGCCUCCUGCUCCUUGCUUUGCUGGGCAUCGUGGCCGCUGUACUUGUCAAGGGUGGAUACUACUGAAGAGUGACCCUGUUCAGCCUCCUGGGUGUCUUUGUGGAAUUACUGCUCUGUCGAAUAGUUGAUGAACUGAUAACUUUAAUGUCUUACCAAAAACAGUAAGAAAAUAUGCAGCACUCUAAUCAACCCUAAAAGUCAUUGCCAAACACCUCUAAUGAAACUUCCUAUAUCAGCCAAAGGCACCCCGCCCCCUCAAGUGAGGAGACUUAAGAGAACCUGUUCUAGAUUGUGGUACCCAGAUCUCAGAGCCCUGGGCUAGGGAAAGAGAGUGUCUUAGGCUAAACCCACGCUCCCUGGGGGGCGGAGUCUCAGAACCUGCUCAGUGACUGCCCCGCUCCAGUUCAUGGGCCAUGGGACACCCUGCCCCGUCCUGUCCCGACUGCUGCCUCCAUCACUCUGGGAACUUUGAAGAUCUCGGCACCGCUGGGGUCACAUCAGUCCUGAGCAGUCACAGCGAUGAGGCAGCUCUUCCCAGGCACUAGAACUGCAGGGGGUGGCGGGGGACCCCUGUCCCUCGUCCCUUGGGACCGGAGGACCUGACCUCCAGGAGUUGGCUCUUCUGUCACACGUGCUGCCUGACCAGUGGUUUUCCUCUUUUGUCAUCCACUCACCAUCCUGCCUUGUGUCUGGUUUGUGGCUGUCUCUUGUCCCUGUCCACAAAGGCUCGUGACCGGUAAUACCCGAAGCAUCUUGUGAAUCCUGGUACUUCCUAGAGGACAAUUGCCAGUUUCAUUUAGGUGUCAUCUGUCAUUCUUAUGAUGCAGGAGUUGCAGAAUUCUGCAUCUGACAAAACCUAACUGGCAUUUUUAAAUGUAUUAAUAACAUUACCUACAAUACUUAUUCUCCGUCAGGACCCUGAAGUUGCUAAUGAGUGAUCUCCAAAGGCAAAUCCUUAGUUUUUAUUUCUAUAGCACAAUGCAAAUUGCACUUUUUUAAACUUCAGAGAGGCCCUUUUUGGAAUAAAUUUAACCUACAGAGCUUAACAUGGGGAAACUAUGUACUGUCUGUCAUGGAUAAGAAGCCCUGAAUAUUCAGGAUUUUGGAUCUUGAGAGCCUUGGGGCUGAUGGUGCUCAUUUGGAGAAGGCUGCAGAAGGACUCUGUAAGCCAUAGCAGCUGCCAGCUGAAGGGGAUGGAGGGCAGAGGAAGAUCUGACCACGGCCAGGACCGAAGCACCGCGGCCAGUGGGGAAGCCCUAAGAAGAAUCCGCAGAGGGCGGCCGCCUGCUGGGCGGGGCCCGGCCACUAGCAGCGGCUGCUCCCCCUUUCCCUCUCUUUUGAAAACAGACUCCACCCACACAGUGAGAAUGUAAUGUACUUUAUAGAAUGUAUCAUCAACUUUGUUGAAUGGAUUUGUUCUGGUAAAGUUGUCUAAAGUAUGUUUUGUCUUUAUCACAAGAUGAGGUGGCAAGAAUUAAUCCCUAGACCAGUUUAGGAAAAAGCUGCUUAAACUGUGUCUCUAACUAUCAGAAUAAUUAUUAAAAAGUCCUCAACAAAAUUUCAAUAUGGCAUUCUCAUUUAGCAUAUUGUACAUUAUUAUAAUUUCUAGUUAAACUAAUAAGUAUAUUCUUCAAAAUACAUUAUAGUUGAUAAAAUUGUCAUGAUUUCAUUAACAUUCUUAUUGUGGAACCUCAGAUGUGAUCUUUUAGAAAUAAUUCUUUGAUUAUAAAUUUUCUCCAAUUAUAAAUACACAUUUUGUCUUUAUCAAAGAUGGUUAUUUGUCAA